AUGCCUAAAAAUGACUUAGUGAAAACAAUGCUGGCUGGCCUAGCAGCAAUUGCCAAGCUGACUGGAGCUGUGGAAUACUUCCAAAUGCCCCAAAAUGGACUGAAAAUGCACACCCAGCCCGGGGUUCAUACCGAGCUGGCUGGAGCUGGGGAAUACUUCAAAAUGCCUCAAGAUACCGGCCAAGUGGAUCUUGUUAAUGUUGUGAGGGUUUGA
This is a messenger RNA of Penicillium vulpinum, 213 nucleotides long. RefSeq lists its product as uncharacterized. The coding region runs from base 1 to 213 and encodes 70 amino acids. The record is from RefSeq and is a predicted model, not a curated record. NCBI's taxonomy places the organism in Eukaryota, Fungi, Ascomycota, Eurotiomycetes, Eurotiales, Aspergillaceae. The transcript has 2 exons.